CUGCCAGGGGAGGCGGUUUUCUGGAGUGCUGGAGGAUCCUGUGCCGGCACCUCCGUGCGGGGGCUGGGGGCAGAGGCACAAGCUUUCGGAGGCACCUUGGGUGCGAGCCAGCGAGCGACCCCGGGCGGCAGGCUGCGGUCAGCACAGAAGCGCAGCGGCAGGCGCCUGCACAGUCCCUGCAGGUGGGAGGCCAACACCUCCCCCUCGGCCCCCUCCACCCUCUGGCCAGCGCCGACACCGCCUCCCCUCCCCCGCCGCGUCUCCCGCUCCCACCUGGCUCUGCCGAGUUCAAUGGCUGAGAAACAGAUCAGCCUGCCCGCCAAGCUCAUCAACGGCGGCAUCGCCGGCCUGAUCGGGGUCACCUGCGUGUUCCCCAUCGACCUGGCCAAGACGCGGCUGCAGAACCAGCAGAAUGGCCAGCGCAUGUACUCCAGCAUGUCCGACUGUCUCAUCAAGACUAUCCGCUCUGAGGGCUACUUCGGGAUGUACCGGGGAGCUGCUGUGAACCUGACCUUGGUCACCCCUGAGAAGGCCAUCAAGCUGGCGGCCAACGACUUCUUCCGAUAUCAGCUCUCCAAAGACGGGCAGCCGCUGACCCUGCCCAAGGAGAUGCUGGCGGGCUGCGGGGCUGGCACCUGCCAGGUGAUCGUGACCACGCCCAUGGAGAUGCUGAAGAUCCAACUGCAGGACGCAGGACGCCUCGGUGAGGGCGGGGCUUGCGGGGGGUGGGGCGGCCGCCGGGGCCCCUCCCCCUCCCCAGGAGACUCAGCCGCCCCUGUGCCACCAGCCGCCCAGAGGAAGAUUCUGGCCGCCCAGGCGCAGCUCUCGGCCCAGCCCUCGGUGGAGGCCCAGGCUGCUCCCCGGCCCACAGCCGUCCAGCUCACCCGGGACCUGCUGCGGACCCGCGGCAUCGCAGGCCUCUACAAGGGACUGGGGGCCACGCUGCUCAGGGACGUCCCUUUCUCCGUCGUCUACUUCCCUCUCUUUGCCAACCUGAACCAGCUGGGCCGCCCGGCGCCCGAGGAGAAGUCGCCCUUCUACGUGUCCUUCCUGGCCGGCUGCGUGGCCGGGAGCGCGGCCGCCGUGGCCGUGAACCCCUGCGAUGUGGUGAAGACGCGGCUGCAGUCGCUCCAGCGCGGCCUGAACGAGGACACCUACUCGGGCUUCCUGGACUGCGCCAGGAAGAUCUGGCGGCACGAGGGCCCCUCGGCCUUCCUGAAGGGCGCCUACUGCCGCGCGCUGGUCAUCGCCCCCCUGUUCGGCAUCGCGCAGGUGGUCUACUUCCUGGGCAUCGCCGAGUCUCUGCUGGCGCUGCUGCAGCGCCCCCAGCCCUGAGCCCUCCCCCGUGGCAGGGGGGCUGGCAGGGGAUGCAGGGUCCACGUGGGUGGCACACACCCAGGGCUUCGCCUGCCCAACCUUUGGGAUCAAUGUCUUAUUUAUGUAGAAAGUGCGGAGAUUCUUACAUUCCUCAAGCCGGCCCCUGCCCCAGUCCUGUGCCGGCCUGAACGCCCCCGGGGACGGAGCUGGUCUCUGGGCUGGGGGUUCCCAGGCCUGGGCUGGGCAGACUGGACCCCACCCCCUCCAGUCCACCGCCUCUCAUCUCUGAGGCCCUCCUGGUCCACGGAGGGGAUCCAUACAAACCUAUUUAUUGAGUCUGCUGCGCCCACGUGGCUCUGCCAUCUUCCCGUCCGUCCGUCCGUCUGUCCGUCCGUCCGUCCAUCCAUCCAUCCAUCCAUCCGGCCCUGCUGCCUAGCUCACCUCGGCCGGGACUCAGUCGAUCCCCCUCCUGGCCAGCACUGGGGGGGGGGGAGCCACACCCACCCCGUGGGACCCACACAUUGUGAGGGGUGGGUGUUUGGGGAGCAGCUCCCGCCCACCAGCCCUCAGCUGCCCCGUGGGCCCAUGUGCUGUCAGGCUGUCCAGAGAAGCCUCCACCCGGCCCCUCUUGCUGCAUCUCCUGCAGACCCCCCCGCCCCGUCCCUGCCCUGGGAUUGGUCGGCCAGAGAGCAAGCAGGAAGACCAGCGCGAGCCUGGGACGCCCUGCCCUGCUCCAGGCGGCCGGGCUGUCCCUCCCCCAGGGUCCACUGUUCUUGGGACCUCCACCGGAGGCCCCUGGCCACCCCCAGGCCCCCAGACGCUGGGUGGAGGCCUCUCCCCACCCGUCCCUGCCAUGUGAAUGUGUUGGUGAUCGAUCUGACGUGCUGGUGCUGUGUCCCCAGACUGGGCGCCCCAAGGCCCCCCCCCACACUACCUGGGCUCAGUUCUCGGUUUCCCCAUCACGUCCGUACCUUGGAAGCUGUGCUGCUGCUUACAGAAUUAUAUUUUUUUUCCUUUGAAGAGUUUUAAAAGUAAUUUUUUGUGUCUUGUCAUGUAAGAGGAUAAAUAAAUAUUCUACCUAGAUGC
Lepus europaeus (European hare) is the source of this 2403-nucleotide messenger RNA. RefSeq names its product solute carrier family 25 member 22 (gene SLC25A22). The coding region runs from base 292 to 1335 and encodes 347 amino acids. Gene Ontology annotation, molecular function: L-aspartate transmembrane transporter activity; L-glutamate transmembrane transporter activity. The record is from RefSeq and is a predicted model, not a curated record. Lineage: Eukaryota; Metazoa; Chordata; Mammalia; Lagomorpha; Leporidae. Gene Ontology annotation, biological process: malate-aspartate shuttle; aspartate transmembrane transport; L-glutamate transmembrane transport. The transcript is spliced from 9 exons.